Emiliania huxleyi CCMP1516 is the source of this 692-nucleotide messenger RNA. RefSeq lists its product as hypothetical. The transcript has a single exon. The record is from RefSeq and is a predicted model, not a curated record. NCBI's taxonomy places the organism in Eukaryota, Haptophyta, Isochrysidales, Noelaerhabdaceae. The annotation marks the transcript as partial.
ACUCGUGAGCGCCCAUCUGCUAGCACACGUGCCGGCACCCCGGCACAAGGUGUGUCGAACGCUCUGCUAGCACCAUAUGUCGGUGUCUGCUAGGAGUAUCAACACUGCUCUCGUGCCGCGGGGACGCGUCAAGCCCGCCCUGCCUCAGGCGACAUGCGGAGGAGCUGCGGCUUCUACUCCAAACUCGGGCUGACGGCGACGUUUGGCGGGCCAGACGCCGAAUUCACAACCUUCUCGGCCGAAGCACCCGUCACGGCGGCGACGAAUCGGCUGCACGUCAACCUUGUCCACGCGCCUGCCUACCUCCCGCCUCCGCCGCAGCGGGGCGUGCCUGGAGGAUGGGGCAGGGCCGUCAUCUUUGUGGACGACGUGGAUAGUCUGCAGGCACGGCUCGUGGCGGCCGGCUUGGACGCGCCCUGUCCACGCGACGCUCCGUGGGGAGAGCGCUGCUUCCACGUGAAGGACCCGGAUGGGCACGAGCUCUCGUUUGCGACGCCCGACUACGCGCACCCGCGCUGGGACCCGGCGACGCAGAGGGACGAGAGCGCGCUGACGGGCGCGCUGGACGAGCUGCUGGGAGCCGAGCAAGCUGGCGAGCGCUGAGAGGUGUGUUUUCGUAUCUCAUUAUCUCUCUGUGUGUGAGAGGGAGUUGUCGCGGUUUAUGUGUAAAUACAGCUCAGAGGUUGCUACAU